Messenger RNA from Parascedosporium putredinis, 3036 nucleotides. The record is from the annotation of a GenBank genome assembly. Lineage: Eukaryota; Fungi; Ascomycota; Sordariomycetes; Microascales; Microascaceae.
AUGAAAGUCAGUCGAGAUAUCAUCACCGCCGUGGGGCUGACGGUCCUGUAUGAGCCCGAGGACCCUAGUGCCGCCGUCGCCGACGUCGUCUUCGUCGCCGGCAUAGGCGGCCACCCCGUCAAAACCUGGCUCUGGACCCCCGCCCCUCGAGCGCCCCAAAACACCCCCGACCUCCAAGCUCCCCGACGAGCCCGCUCCUUCCGCAACCGCGACCAGCGCGUGCUCACCAAGCUCCACCCGUCCCUCUCCAAGUCCUCCACCAACCUCCGCCUCCUCUCCCAGGACAGCGUGCGCGCCGCCGCCGAGAAGAGCGCGCCCGCCCUCCUCCUGGCCUCGGCCUCUGCUGCGGCGGAACCCGCGCCCGAGAUCUACUGGCCUCUCGACCUGCUCCCCCACUCGUGCCCGUCAACGCGUAUCCUUACCUGGGGAUGCAGCACCGUCGCGUCCAACGGGCGCUUACCCACGAACCAAAAUGACAUUUUUGCCCACGCGGAGGAUCUGCUGCAGGAACUGACGCUGCUGAGGAACGAGACGAAUACGGUGAUGAGGCCGGUUAUUUUCGUCACGCAUUCCCUCGGCGGCGUCAUCAUCAAAGAGCCGACUUCGAAACACACAUGCGCGACCUCCUCCUCCACCUCGGCCGUCAUCUUCCUCGCCUGCCCCCACCGCGCGUCCGAACACGCCAAGCUCACCGACGCCGUGCGCUCCAUGGCCAGCGUGUGCCUCGACAUCCCCGCCGCCGACCACGCCCUGCAGUACCUGACCGGCACGAGCGGUUUCGAGCUCGACCUCGGCCGCGAGGCCUUUACGCGCAUGUGGAACGAUUAUAAUUUUCGCGUCAAGACGUUUCAGGAGGAUUUGCCUGUGGUGGAGAGGAGGCAGUCUGCGGCUGAUUUUGGCGUGCGCAAAGCGUCAAGUGCAAUUGGCGAUCCGAGAGAAAAGGCGGAAACGUUCAACGCGAGCCACCUCGACAUUUGCAAGUUCCGGUCUUCGCAAGACCCAAAUUACAAAAUACUACUCUCAUCACUAUCCUCCUUUAUACUAAACGAGACUCACAAGCACCGGGAACUCAACUCCAAAGAAAAAGAAUGCCUACGAGCUCUCCUCCCUCCCGGCACCGCCCGCGAAACCCAGCCCACGGUCUCGUACCCAGGCACAUGCCUCUGGCUAUACGAUAUCCCCGAGUUCCAGGCGUGGCACCACCGCCAAAGCGGGUACAAGAACAAAGUGCUGUGGAUCAAGGGCAAGCCCGGGUCGGGCAAAACCAUCCUGCUCAAGUCACUGCGCAACCGCGUCGAGAAGCAGUGGACCUCGGCCGGAAGCAGCGUCAUCUGGAGCGCGGCCGAGGGCCGCAACCUCGACACCGUGUACUACCUGCCCAGCCAAAACCGGCGGUACGGACCUAACCCGGCCGCCGUGUACCGCAGCUUGCUAGGCCAACUAUUCCCACAAGAUCCCAAACUCCGCCGAGCCAUCGUCGCCCUAUACGACCGCCACGACAAAGCCAACAGCAACAACAGCACCAACAACGACAAGACCGAAACCCCCAUCUCCGACGCGCACGUCGUCUCCUUCUUCCUCGACGACUACAUCGACCAAACCAUCGAAACCCCCACCAAACGCACCUUCAUCUUCGUCGACGUCGCCGACGACUGCGGGCCCGCCUACCUCCAAGACCUCCUCUGCCACCUCGCCCAAAUGGCGCGCCACUCCGACUUCAGCAUCUGCGUCGCCUCCAACAACCACGCCAGCAGCGUACGCCACCACGAAGCCAUCGAGGUCGUCAUGCGCGAGCACAACACCGACGACAUCCUCCGCUACAUCAGCCUGCACCUCAUCGCCGAGUGGGAGGACCGCAACAUCACCGUCCACCGCAUCGCCGAUAAAGCCAACGGCGUCUUUCUCUGGGCCGAGAUCGUCGUCAACAUCCUCAACGCCGCCAUCGAAGAGGGCGCUAUGCAGGAGCUCAUCGACGACACCAUCGCCGAGCUGCCCGACGACAUCGACGGCCUCUACGAGUGGAUCCUCGGCACUCUUUCCCCGAGGAAAAAGAGGACGCCCUCGCCCUCAUGCAGUGGGUCAUCCUCGCCUCCGAGCCCCUCCGCCUCAACGACCUCCGCCUCGCCGUCCGCCUCACCCGCCCCUGGCACCCCCACCGCGCCAAGGCGUCCCCCUCGCCGCCCUCCAGGUCCGCCAGCCCCCGACCUCCAUCCGCAACGUCCGCGCCUCGGGCAGCGCUACCUUCGAGUCCCCUACCAGUUCCACCGCUUCAUGCGCUCCCGCUCCGUUGGCCUCCUCGAGCUCAAGCCCGAGACCCGCGACGGCGUCACCCACGAACCCCUCGGCCUCCAGCGCGUCCAAGUCAUCCACGACUCCGUCCGCACGUUUUUCCUCUCUGGCCGCGGCUACGCCAGCCUCGCCGGCGAACGCGCCGCCGCCUCCGCCACGUUCGCCGACGCCGCCCACUACGUCCUCCUCCGUACCUGCCUCGACUACCUCAACAUGUCCGACUUCGAGUCCCUCGGCAACGCGGGGCCCCUCUCCCCCUCCGCCUCCGCUACCCCGACCCCGCUGCCCCUCGAGUCCGAGAGCAAGUUUUGGCGCCGCAACGUCAACGACCAGCGCAACCUCGUCAUGUCCUCCUACCCUUUCCUGCAGUACGCCGUCGACAACCUCUGCCGUCUCUGGCGCCGCUGGACCUCCCUCCUCGGCGCUACUUGCCCCUCUGACAUCCUCGCCGCUUCCCGCUCCGCCGAGGACCUCCUCACCCUCUCUACGGCGCCCGCUUCGGCCUCGAGCGCGUCCUCCGCACCCUCGCCAAUAUGGCCGCCCUUGACGCCCCGCCCGCCCCGACUCCCGGUUUACCCCACGCCGGCCCCAACUCCCCUUUUCCCCGCCGCCCCCGCUCGCGUCUCCCAGCGCGCGAGGCGGCACCGUCUCUUCCCCUCGGUCUCCGCUCUCACCCCUCACCCCGCGCUCCGCCAGCGAGGCCACGGCCAUGUGGUCCGCAGCCUACCGGGGUGGUACGGGCACUAG